Ochlerotatus camptorhynchus is the source of this 1757-nucleotide messenger RNA. RefSeq names its product XK-related protein 6. The coding region runs from base 218 to 1564 and encodes 448 amino acids. Gene Ontology annotation, cellular component: membrane. Lineage: Eukaryota; Metazoa; Arthropoda; Insecta; Diptera; Culicidae. The transcript has 2 exons. The record is from RefSeq and is a predicted model, not a curated record.
CACAGUAAUCCAUUGGUGAUGAUGUGAUCGUUCCGUUGUGUUUUCGCUUUCUGCUACGAAAAUUUUACAUUGCUUUUUAAUUAUUCUAAUUUUAUGUUUCCAUUGCCACAAUGAUAUUCGAAAGCAUAAAUUGACGCGAUAAUUGAAUCCGUUCCGUUUCCGCAUCCGUCCGUGUAAAGCUUUAUGACACCACUAGAUACCACCACACAUUGUCGGAAUGCAGCAGAAAUCAACGCCCUACUGUGAUGGAAACGGAACCACCACGGCCACCGAAACGGAUGGAUCGCGCCUCAGCGUGCUGGCCAAACAGCCACUCGAUUUUCUUACCCGCACCGACGAGGGCAACUUCACCGUCACCCAUUCGGACAUUGUUUGGACGGUGAUUUCCAUCCUCAGUCGGAUAGUGAGCAUCCUUCUCAACAUUAAUCUCGCUUACGACUACUAUCGGAAGGGAAAGGUGGACUACUUCAUAUGGACCACCUGUGGCAUCGUUGUUCCCGGAAUUGUAACCAGUACUCUAACAGUUUACAUGUACCUAGAGGACAUGAAAGAACACAAAAGGGUCCGUAGAAGAUGCUGCGAGAUACUGAUCUUCAUCAUCAUCGUUCCCUUCUUUUUUCGAUACUGCCAAUCGUUGGCGUAUGCCAUCCAAAGCAAGCUUGCCGAAUCACGAAAUGACCGUGAGGCGCAGAAGAAGUACUACGAAUUUAUGAUCCAGGAGGACAGCGACGUAGCGUUGGUUCGAAUCUUCGAAUGUCUCUUGGAAGCUGCGCCGCAGAAAAUCCUGCAGCUGACGAUCGUCCUGUCCGGAGAGGAUCGAAUAACGUGGCCCCAACUGCUCGCCAUUUUCGGAGCAAUCACCGGUAUCGCGUGGUGCAUGGCUUCCUACUAUCGGUGCAUUCGGUUUUCCCAACCCGACAAACGUCACAUGUCUUGGCUUGGAACGAUCUCUCAAAUCCUGUGGCACUUCUUCGUCACCAUGUCGCGCAUUCUAGCGAUCGCCACCGUCGCUAGUAUCUUUCCCAUGUACAUGCUGAUCGCCUGCUUUGUACAUUCCUUCACCAUGACCCUGUGGAUAUUCUUCUUCGACCGUUCACCGUUCUGCAGUUCUACUAUGCUGCAUAGUUUCCUGUUUUCGCUCGUCCUAGGAGUGGUGUUCAUUUUCACCUACAUCCUACCGAGAGUUGGACGAACCUUCCACCGGUACCUCAUCUACUAUAGCCUGUGUGGAGCGGAAAACGUCGUCUGUUUAAUAAUCUACCUCUAUUACGUUAAAAAUGCCACCAUCAAAGAUUCGUAUUACCUGCUAUUGCUGGGCGCUGCCCCGAUCGUGCCGUUCACGGUUGGGAUCUUAUCAAUGGUGUGCUAUUACAAAAACUUCCAUCCCAACAUAAUGUCACGAAAGCAACCGGAAGAUCUGGCAUGCAGCAGCACCGGGGGAAGUUCCACAGCGGACGAAGAACGGCAGCAAUCCCCGCCUAAUGGAACGGCGAUCACGGAGGCUUCCAGCAUUACCAAAAACAAGAACCUAGGUAAUUGUCAACUCAAUAAUCAUGAACAGUAAUUUUUCGUUAGAUUAGGUAGAUUAAGUCGCAGAGUUGAACAAUCCGUGUGUUGUAUUGUUGUUAUUUUUUUUAUCUAUUAUUAUUCGUGAUGAGAAAUUACCAGACUGAGACCCAGAUGAAAUCACUUUUUAGGAAAAAUGAAUCCCAUAGAGAUGAUGCUUUUAGUAUUAUUACAAAUAAAUCAACACUGUA